This is a messenger RNA of Nicotiana tabacum (common tobacco), 1207 nucleotides long. The record is from RefSeq and is a predicted model, not a curated record. NCBI's taxonomy places the organism in Eukaryota, Viridiplantae, Streptophyta, Magnoliopsida, Solanales, Solanaceae.
UUUUUUUGUAAUUUAUUUCCAUUUAAUUCUACCCGACACUUAAAUUAUGUGGGGAGAUUAUCUUAUAUGUGAUAUCAUAAACCAUUUUGUACAACUGAGUUCUCAUGUAUAUAAAUAUACUUUUAUAGGCUUUAUCGAAAAUCUGAUAAGGAGAAAACAAUGGCUGCUGGCUAUUAGAUACAUCUAUGUAUAUGAACUUGUUGACUUGUUUCCACCUGUGCCCCUUCUUAAAGACUUCGUGCUAUACUCAGAAGAGCUAGCCAAGAAAAUACAUGAUAAUGGACUCGGUUCUCGUGAAGCCCAAGAAAAAGCUAUAAAUUGUGAAAUAUCUGCAUUGAUAGCUGCAGUAAAACGCAUAUUGUGGCACAACCUUCAAUCAGAAUACUCACCUGACCACCUUAGAGCUCGUAUUGCAAAGCUUCGAAGGCAGAUGGCAGACCUAAGGAUCCCAAACCAACACUCCGGCUUCACUACUAAGUCUCAAGUUGACGACAGAGAUGAAGGAACUCUAUGUGCUCCGAUUUCUCAAGUGCAAAAAGCUGUCAUGAAAAAACGUCUUGCCUCAGCUACAGAGGGUGUUAUUGUACAUGAGUCCCAACAACAGCGAAAACUUAAGCGUGUUUGCCAGUUACCCGAGCGGACAGAAGUUGGUCCAGAUGCCAUCAUUUGCAAUGCUUCUCUAUCAUCUUCUGUGCAAUCAUCUUCUCAACCCACAUCGGCAGAUGGCCAAAUUAGUACUGCGACACCAAACUACUCUGAAAAAGUGUUUUCUCAGCGCUUAGAGGGCUGCCCUGAAGAUGACCAGAUUUGUGAUUCUGGACAAGCAUCUUCCCAACUAUUUGGUGAUUCACAUGCUUAUGAUGAUACUGAGGUUGAAGCUGAAGUACCGGUUCAGAUAAACCCAGUUUAUCAUUCUGGGCAAAAUUUGGUGCCAAAACUUCAGGAGCUACUGAGUAAGCUCAAGAAUUCUUUGUCCAGCUCAGGGAAGACUGAAGAUCAUGAGAGGACGUAGCGGGAAGUGAAAAGGGGCAAGAAGAGUUAGCUAGCAAAUUAUUUGAUUCUUCUCUGUAAAUGGUAGGUAAAUACAUGUACUAUACAAAAAGAUCAGUAACUAAUCUUAACCAGGGGACUAGCUAAGCUAUCUAACUAUUGGAUCUACUAAACUGUUUCUUCAGUUAAAAUUGAUGCUAACUAAAAUGUUAGCCGG